AUGGCCCUUCCUGUAUAUUGCUCUAUCUAUCUAUCUAUCUAUCUAUCUAUCUAUCUAUCUAUCUAUCUAUCUAUCUAUCAAGGAAAGCGGUUACCUCAUCCUCUUUAUUUCUUUACUCCUCCUCAUUAUUCUCUCUUAUUCUUUGCCCUUAUCUUUAUUCUUUCAUCCUCUUCUUUAUGCUCACUAUUUUCUUUCUUUUCUUCAUUCCUUUCUCAUUUUUUCCUCUUCCAUUUUUUUCUUUUACCACUUCGUUUUCGUUCUCCUCUUUAUUCGUCCCUCCUCCUCCUCUUCUUUCUUUCCUCCACUUUUUUUUAUUCUUUGUUCUUUCUCUUUCUUCUGACCUCCUCCAAUUUAUUUCUUUACACCUCUUCUUUAGUCUUUCCUCACCGUUAUUCUUUUAUUCCUUAUCGCUUUUUCCUCAUUCUAACCGUCUCCUCUUUAUUCUUUCCUCCAUUAUUUUUCCUUCUCCUCGUCAUUUUUUCAUGUACAUUUUUAUUCAUCCUCCUCGUUCUUUUCAUUUUGCCUAAUCUCUUUAUUCCUCUUUUCUUUUUUUUCGUUGCCCUUCUUACACAUUUCGUCUUACUUUCUCAUUCAUCCCCAAUUCUUUUCGCUUGCCUCCUCUUCAUUCCUCCCUUCUCCUCCAAAACUACUCCCUCAUUAUCCCUCAUUGUUAUUUCUCCUCUCUCUUUAUUAUUCACUUUCCUUGUUAUUUUUCUUCAUUCUUUUCUUUCUGCCCUCUCUUACAUUUUCUCAUUAAUAUUCGUUGCAAACUCUUCAUUUUUUUUUUGCAUUCUCCUCUUUCUUUCUUUACUAUACUUUAUUUUUUCCUCCAACUGGAAAUACGUAACUGCCUCAGUCACCAUGCAGGCUCACGGAACCGUAUAUAAAACCAUGACGCUUAACCCUUUUUAA
This is a messenger RNA of Acanthosepion pharaonis, 912 nucleotides long. NCBI's taxonomy places the organism in Eukaryota, Metazoa, Mollusca, Cephalopoda, Sepiida, Sepiidae. The record is from the annotation of a GenBank genome assembly.